AUGCUAUUCAAGGGAAUAAGAUACGCUAAGAGUUAUUUUCACGGUGCUUCGAACAUUCCAUUAACUUAUAAAACUGUCGGGUAGCAGUUACACGAUAUUACUGAGAAAUACCCUGACAAUUUGGCAGUAACUAAGCUUUAUAUGGAUUUCAGGUGGCUUCCUAAUUGCAAGAUGUUCAGAUGACUUACAGUGAAUUCUUCAAGAGAUCAAAAGAAUUGGCUGCUGCCUUUGUGGCUAUCGGAUUGGAGAAAGGGGAUCGCAUAGGCAUCUUUUCACCAAACAAUGUGGAGUGGGCGUUAACUUAAUUCGCCGCUGCAAUGGCUGAUUUGAUUUUAGUGAAUAUUAACCCAGCCUAUUAAACCAAUGAAUUAGAAUAUACUCUGAAUAAAGUUGGAUGCAAAGCCUUGAUAUUAAGAUCUACUUUCAAGCAUUCUAACUAUGUGAAUAUGAUCAAGGAACUGGCUCCAGAAUUAGAUCAACCUGGCCACCUUAAUUCCAAGAGAAUCCCAACUUUGAAAAGUAUUAAUAUCAAAUAGAAUUAGGCACCAUUUUGAUCGAUGACAUCCACAAGAAAGGUUUUUUUAAUUUUAAAGAACUCUUCUCUCUUUAUGGUUCCUCCCAUUUGAAUGAAGUUGAGUAAAGAAUGUCAAAACAAGAUCCAGACGAUAUCACUAAUAUUCAAUUCACAUCUGGAACCACAGGAGCCCCAAAAGGAGCCUGUUUAAGUCACUUGAACAUAUUGAACAACGGAAAAUAUGUGGGCGAAAGAGUUCAUUACACAGAAAAAGACAGAGUAGCUAUAGCUGUGCCAUUGUAUCACUGUUUCGGCAUGGUCAUGGGUAAUCUGGCAUGUAUCAAUUACGGGUCUACUAUGGUUUAUCCAAGUGAUGGCUUUAGUGCUGGAGCUACCUUAGAAGCAGUCACAAACUAUAAAUGCACUUCUAUUUACGGAGUUCCAACAAUGGUAUCUUCAUUCAUUAAUAACUUUAGUUUAUUGAGUAUUUGAAUGAAUAUGAGAGACAUCCAUCAAAAUAUGAUGUAUCUACAUUGAGAACUGGCUUAAUUGCUGGAUCUUUGGCAUCUGAAGCAUUGAUGAAAUAAAUUAUCAAUGUUUUGGGAGUGAAAGAUAUCUCAAAUUGUUAUGGAUAGACUGAAACAAGUCCAGUUACAUCUUAGACUAAAACAUCAGAUUCCUUUGAAAUUAAAACUAGCAAAGUUGGAUUACCAAUGAACAUGGAAGUGAAAAUAGUUGAUUCAAAUGGAAAGAUUGUACCUUGUGACACACCAGGGGAAUAUUGUUCUAGGGGAUAUGCUGUUAUGAAAGGAUAUUGGGGUGAUGAAAAGGCCACUAAAAAUACUAUCGAUGAAAAUGGAUUUCUACACAGUGGAGAUUUGGCCACCAUGGACAAAAAUGGGUAUGUGGCUAUUGUUGGCAGAAUCAAGGAUAUGAUCAUAAGAGGUGGUGAGAAUAUCUAUCCAAAGGAGAUUGAAGAUUAUUUAUCUCAUAUGACUGGAGUCGAAUAGGUUUAAGUAGUAGGUUGUUUUGAUGAGAAAUAUGGAGAGGAAGUUGUCGCCUUGAUUAAAAUGAAGAAGGGAGCUGAAGAACUUUCUGGAUUGGAUGUCUAUCAAUUUUGUCACAAAAAGAUUGCUCACUACAAAAUUCCAAAGUAUGUCAAAUUUGUCAAUGAUUUUCCAUAUACUGUAACAGGUAAACCACAAAAGUUCAAAAUGAGAGAUGAAAUAAACAAAGAACUUUAGGAUCCAAAACUUAGAGAGUUAUAUCAAAUCAAAUGACAUUAUAAAAUAUUUUAUAAA
Paramecium octaurelia is the source of this 1815-nucleotide messenger RNA. Lineage: Eukaryota; Ciliophora; Oligohymenophorea; Peniculida; Parameciidae. The record is from the annotation of a GenBank genome assembly.